AUGACUAAGUAUCGAAGCAAACAUUUUCACAGAGUGGUGGGAACAUUGCCAACACUGGUGGGGAAUGUUUUGGCACUGCUGAAAGAAAUCAGAAAAGAAGAAGAAGAAGAAGAAGAAGAAGAAGAAGAAGAAGAAGAGUUCGGAUUUGAAAACAAGUAAUUUCAGUUCCAUCAGCUCUAAUAAUGAAUUAAUAAUGUUACUUAACAUAAUUACAAUUUUUCUAAAAAUGUUUAGAUUUUCCAUCCCUUCUCAAAUCAAUAGGCUCAAUAAUAUUUUUAUUCCUCAAAAAAAGAAGAUGAAAGAAUCAAUGUUUCAUCACAACAGCAUACAAAGAAGACAUCAUUAGAAUAUCUGAAGAGUGAAAAACUGGCAAAGCACCAAAAUCACAUGAAAGGUAUUUAAAUUCAUUUUUCUUAUUUUAGCUGACAGCUUGGAUAAAGCGUCAUUCAGCAGGAAGAUCUGGAGGGGAAUUCAACCCAAUCCCUUCUAUUUUAAGUUGUCAAAAUACAGAUAAUUUAAUUCACAUUGAGGCUUAUCUUGAUCUAAAAAUAUGUAAAGGAGGAAAGAAUUCAGGCCGUUGGCUGAUCCAAGUAAUACUGACUUGUUUUAGCUGUAUAACAUUUCACUGCUUGACCACGAGCCUGUACUUCAUUAAGAUCAGGUUGUCAAACAUGUGGCUUCUUCCAGUAAGAGGAUCACAGAUGCCAGCAACAAAGGGGAAAGUGGAACAGGACCAAAGCAGAGCCCCCUGGGAGAAGCCCCUUCCAAAGUACGCCAGAAG
Molecule: messenger RNA, 781 nt
Organism: Podarcis lilfordi (Lilford's wall lizard)
Lineage: Eukaryota; Metazoa; Chordata; Lepidosauria; Squamata; Lacertidae
Source: the annotation of a GenBank genome assembly